Messenger RNA from Striga asiatica, 1311 nucleotides. The record is from the annotation of a GenBank genome assembly. NCBI's taxonomy places the organism in Eukaryota, Viridiplantae, Streptophyta, Magnoliopsida, Lamiales, Orobanchaceae.
AUGAGGCUUGCAAUUACGACUCCUCUGGGUCGGGAAAUUCAAAACGGGUUGCUCCCUAACCCGGGACAAAAUAACCGAGACCUGCUCGGUCGCAAAAUCCAACCGCUCCCUCGACUUUGCCGACUCAGCCACGAGCGCCGCCACCAUUCCCUUGAGCACCUCCACCCUCUCCGCAUGCUCGUUGCUCCUCCUUCCGCCACCUGGCAGCGGCGGGCCCACGUUCACCACCCUCCGCCACCUCAGCGGGAGGUACCUGUCCGGGAUCUGGAAGCAGUUGCCCGCCGACAGCACCCGAAGGGCGUGGCAGCACAGCACUCCCGAGAACUCAAACAGGCGGCAGCUGCAUUCCAGUGUGGCGGCGGCGCGUGGGGCCCAGUAGACCCUGCGGCCGGGCCCCUCGGGCUUGGCGUGGUGGCGGACGAGGAAAGAGGUGCCGUCGGGUGCUGGGCUGAUGUUUUGGAUGUUCUGCUGCAUUGUUUGUUGUUCGCCUGCUUGGUCCCGGAAAUCGACGGCCACAGCCACCUGAAGGGGAUCCAAGAAAAAAAGUUAAAGGAAGUUGUAGUCAAACCUUACUUGUUCCACGAAAUGCGCAACACGGGUUUGAGCACUCAAAAACCGUUGAAUAAAAGCAUUGAUGGACUUGGACUGUCCAGGAGCCGUCAUCCCUGCAAAGAAAUGAUUUCUCAACGUUCUCCAAGGACAGCAUUGAACCAUGAAGGGAAUUUGGCCACGAUAAGCCAUAUGCAAAGUGCAUGUUUCGUGGCGGGCAUCUCUAUUCCUAUUGCUUCUUUUAGGCACAUAUUUUGGUCCGUCAAUACUGUUUGCGGGGAUUUCCCAUUCAUAAACCCCAAGAAAGCCUUAGCCCAAGAAAACGAUCUGAGAUUCUCCUCACCCGAAGAAGCAUGGCAUCCCGUAAUUGUUCACCCCGACCCAUAUCCCAAGAGGCAUGUCGAAAGCCGUCAGCCUGUGAGUCGUGUCAAACACCACAGCAUCCCCGAAAACCUCGUAAGACUGUACAGACGAAGCAUACGACCACGCAACAUUCUCCAACCUCCCACUGCAAUCAACCGUGUAAUCAAAUCUAAAAUUGGGAUCUCUAUCCUUAAUAUUCCUACACAUCCUCAGCAAAUCCACACCCUCAUCCUCCGGCUCUACCUUCCUAAGAGACUGAAGCAAAUUCCUCACAUCCUUCUCAGUGAAGGGCAGGUAACCGGGCUCCACACACUUCUCAAGCUCCAGAAGCCUCAUCAUCUGCUGCACGGAAAUCCCAGUCUUGGCGAACAUGAGAAUUCGGUUCUUGUCAGACUCUGA